Molecule: messenger RNA, 897 nt
Organism: [Candida] anglica
Lineage: Eukaryota; Fungi; Ascomycota; Pichiomycetes; Serinales; Debaryomycetaceae
Source: the annotation of a GenBank genome assembly
AUGAGUGGUACCAUCUCAAAUCUUUCAGCUGGUCUUAAACUGGUUCUGUUAGCAGACCAGCAGCAAAAUGAAGUAAAUCUUAACCUUUUACAACAACAACUCCAUAGCGAAGCUACCCAACUGUCACAGUCCCGUAUUACACAGUUCUUCCAAAAUCAACCAUCCGAGGGUUACACCCUCUUCCUGCACCGCCUGGCCCCAAAUGGCUUUAAAGUUGCCAUCAUCCUCUCUGAACUUCAACUUCCAUUCAACACAAUUUUCUUGGACUUUAAUAAUGGCGAACAAAGAGCCCCAGAGUUUGUCACCAUCAACCCUAAUGCAAGAGUCCCUGCUCUUAUUGACCAUACCAAUGAGAACACGUCAAUCUGGGAAUCUGGUGCUAUUAUCUUGUACUUAGUAUCCAAAUAUUUGAAAGAAAAUGGUGAGUGCGCUCUUUGGUCAGAUAAUUUAGUUGAACAAUCUCAAAUUUCCUCUUGGUUAUUCUUCCAGACAUCAGGUCAUGCACCAAUGAUUGGCCAGGCCUUACACUUCCGUUACUUCCAUCUGAGUCCCGUUCCAAGUGCUGUUGAAAGGUACACUGACGAAGUUCGCAGAGUCUAUGGUGUCAUUGAAAUGGCCCUUGCAGAACGUCGUGAAGCCCUCAUUAUGGAUUUGGACGUUGAGAAUGCAGCUGCUUACAGUGCGGGAACUACUCCACUCUCACAGCUGCGUUACUUUGAAUAUCCCGUAUGGCUUGUAGGAGACCGUGCAACUGUUGCAGAUCUUUCGUUUGUGCCGUGGAAUAAUGUUGUAGACCGUAUUGGUAUCAACUUGAAAUUGGAGUUCCCUGAAGUAUACAAGUGGACUAAGUACAUGAUGCGUCGUCCAGCGGUAAUACGCGCUUUACGCGGUGAUUAA